Messenger RNA from Cygnus olor (mute swan), 5094 nucleotides. RefSeq names its product legumain (gene LGMN). NCBI's taxonomy places the organism in Eukaryota, Metazoa, Chordata, Aves, Anseriformes, Anatidae. Gene Ontology annotation, molecular function: cysteine-type endopeptidase activity. The transcript is spliced from 14 exons. The record is from RefSeq and is a predicted model, not a curated record. Gene Ontology annotation, biological process: vacuolar protein processing. The coding region runs from base 3086 to 4381 and encodes 431 amino acids.
GACGCAGAGGGAGCAGGCUGCUGGCCCGAAGAAUUAUUCUAGCAGACCUGGCUGCUUCCAGAGGCGCUGCUAAGCAUCCCUCUGAUAGUAAGUCAGGGAAGUGUGCUAGCAAUGCCAUGCAAAAUGGCUAAGGGACCUCAGGGAGCACGUGCAGGUUUUAAGAGGUGAGUGAAUUACUCUGGUCACGCUGCUUACCGGGGCCGUGCAAACUGUGCUUGUAGGUGCCGUGGUCCUGUGUGCGUGGAUCGGAUGCUGAACCCGCCAUGUCUGCGAGAUGUGCCUUUCUCCUGACAUGGUCUCCAAAGCAAGGUUAACUCUUCCACUAGGAAGGCGAGGAAGAGCUGAUGAAAUCCUUUCCUAUUUCUGGAGGGUCAGCCAAAGCUCUAAAAUGGUCUUGUGAAUUUUCAGUCCUGCAAUGUUUGAUCAGUUGAUCACGAUGAUUCAGUUCUGAUCACGUUUGUUUUGUGUAGUAAGAUUCCUGCUUUGCAUGCGUUUAGGAUGGCUUGUGACAGAUAUUUUAUUCCUUGCUUUCAAAAAAAAAAAAAAAGGCUAUUUACGUGCCUGUGGUAAGCUGGUCAGCCGAGCUGGUUUCUCUUCUAAUACAACCUGAAGACAUAGCAUGUGACGGGAACUUUCUCUUCUCAACUGUGGGUCAAGUACUCUUUCAACACAACCCAGAACGCAAUCUUUUUAAAUUGCCUGCCUGAGCAAUCAAAGGCUUUCUUUAAGCCAAGCAGAAAUAUGUAUUUAUUUUUCUCUAGUGUUUGGAAACGAGAAAUGAAAGACCUAUUCCCACUGCACGUGUGUUUAAUGGUUAAGCCUAUCUUAAAAGCUGCUCGAGAAACCUUGGGCAACAGAGCAUUUGUUAAUUGUGUCUUAUUAAUGCACUGCAAUGUGUCUAGGCUUUUUUUUUUUUCCCCUUUCUAUUGUUAAUAUGAUUUAAUUAUAGUAAAGGAAAAAGAUAAGUGGGAUUACGUCAUUAGAGACUGUAAGAGAGGAGUGUUUUCUAUCCUAAAUAAUCCAUGACAAAACACGGAUGGCUUUCUAAUAACACAGCACAAACAUUGCUUGGCACUUGUUUUCCCGUCACUUCUGUACCAUUCCCAACGUUGUGUCGGCAGAGGUGAGAAACGUGAGGAUCUGCAUAUCCUUGUGCCGCGUGGGAGGCUGUUCAGUUCCUUGUGGAGGGAUUGCCUGGGCGGGUUGGUAGCUUAGUCUUCGUUCAAUAUUCAGUCUUCAUUCAUUCCUCUGUGCCGCGGGGCUGGCAGCUGGAGCGCCCGUGUCCUGCUCACCUGGGGUCCUGGUGACAAGAGCUCUGCGUUAGCGUGGUCCAGGCUGUGAAUCCAUCGGCUGAGACACCCAAACUGUUUCCAGUUCAGCCCACGGCCCUCAGUAACGUGUUUUCUCUGAAGCUACUCCGUUGCGUGGCGUGCCAGCAGCUGCCAGCCAGCAGCGGCCGUCCCUGUGCACCGGGUGCCUCUCUGCCAGGCUCUGCCCUCGCACCGUGCUGCCCAGCGAGCGGCUGGCAGCGCCGCAGCUUCUCCUGGCACCCACUGAAUUUGAAUUUGUGGUUUGCAUCUCCAAGAACUAAGCCUCACGUGGCAGGAUCUCCAGUCCUUCAGUGAUCACUCGAACUGGUUGUUUCCUCUUUGUGCUUCUCCUGUAAGUACGAACAAUUUUAGCUGGAGAAGUGAGAAGUUAUGCUUUAAUUAACAUGGAAGAGAUUUCUUUGUGUGAAACAAAUGCUGAGCUUUGAGGGAUCUGUUCACAUGAAACUUGGCUUUAUAUUCCAGCGUGUCAAACUCAGUUAAGAUCUCUAUGUGUACGGUCUAAAAUGCAUUGAUUUUCCUUUUCUUGUCUAAUAUUUCAGGAGUUAGGUAUCCCUGAAACUGAAUGUUGGGGAGGAAUAGGUUUGUUAGUCCGUGGCAUGUUUUGGCACUUGACAAAAGUUUUGAACAACUUGGUAUGACUGUCAGCCGUGAUACAGGCAAUGGAAUAGGUGGUGGAUUUUUCUGGAUGUUGUAGGCAAAGCCCAUCUUCAAGGCAGUUGUUAGUGUGUUAUCUGAGCCGUCUGAAGAAGUGACAAGGUAGACAAGGCAGACUUGGCAUACAAAUUCUAUGGCAGCACCAUGACAAGAACUUACAACUGCAGCUCAACAUGAGAGAUUGCAGUUGUCUAUCAAAUUGCAGGAAAUUACUGCUCAUUCCUUCAUGUACAUCUAACUGCUGAAGUAGCUAAUAAUUCAGCAAACCCUGUAUUGGUAAGUUAUCAAGUAUUGUUCUUGCUCCCAAAUCUCGUGCUUGCAGACAGUGCCAGCAGUGGUUUAUUCCAGACAGAUAAGUGUACUAGAUUCAAAUGAGUUUUUGGAAGAAGCGUUGUCACAGCACUUAACGUUUGGUUCUAUUUUUCCUUCUCUGUUCUGGAGUUCACUGGUGUGGUAAUAGCUCUUCCUGUAGAAUAAACAGUGUGCUAACAUGACUUCCUUCACUUUGUGCUAGCUCCAUUAAAAAGGAAAACAAAAAGUGCAAAAAUAUUUAUAAUGUUUCUUUCCUGUUACUACCUACAUUGCUUCUCUUGGUGACGAGAAGAUCCAGUCGUAGAAAGAGCCAUACUACCCGUUACGUGAGCAGCCUUCACCAUACGCAGCUGCUUUGGGAGCAGGCUGGGUACUUCUCUGUUUCAGCCCCGUUUGAGGGGCUGCACAUGGAUGUUUCUGGCUGUGUGGAACUGAUAUUGCGUAGUGUGGUAAACCAAUACUGACUUCGAUACUGUUUAGUUAUUUGGCAUAGUGGCAGCUUUGGCGUUAUGCUUUCUGAUCACACAGUACGUUUGGGGAGUUCCCAGUUUUUGUUCCAGAAAAAGCCACGCUAAGUAGGCUGUUCCACCCUUACAAAAACCUCUUAUGUGCAUAUGAGCAGUGAUCAACCUCCAGAAUCUGGUUUUGUAACCAGACCAGUAUCAAAUCCCAGCCAAGAGCUUGCAGUUCUUAGAGGGACUUUGCUUUAGGAUGGCACGUUGGAUGCAGCAGACUGCGUGACAGGGAUUUUUUCUUCCUCCCAUUUGCGGAAUAAAUAAAGAAGAAAGAUGAUUUUGGAAGUGGUUGUGUUGCUGGGCUGUGCUCUGGGCAUCAGCACGUUCCCCCUGGAAGAACCUGAAGAUGGAGGCAAGCACUGGGUGGUGAUUGUUGCAGGUUCGAACGGCUGGUACAACUAUCGACACCAGGCAGACGUGUGCCAUGCGUACCAGAUCGUACACCGAAAUGGAAUUCCAGAUGAACAGAUCAUUGUCAUGAUGUAUGAUGACAUUGCAGAUAAUGACGAGAAUCCCACAAAAGGCAUUGUCAUUAAUAGACCUAAUGGCACAGAUGUGUACGCUGGAGUGCCCAAAGACUAUACAAAGGAGGAUGUUACUCCAAAGAACUUCCUUGCUGUUCUUAGAGGGGAUGCUGAAGCAAUGAAAGGUGUGGGAUCAGGAAAAGUAUUGAAAAGUGGUCCCAAGGAUCAUGUAUUUGUUUAUUUCACUGACCAUGGAGCUCCAGGACUUCUAGCUUUUCCUGAUGAUGAUCUUCAUGUGAAGGACUUGAAUAAGACUAUUUGGUACAUGUAUCAUCACAAGAAAUACCAAAAGAUGGUGUUUUACAUUGAAGCAUGUGAGUCUGGAUCUAUGAUGAAUCAUUUGGCUGAUCAUAUCAAUGUUUAUGCAACAACUGCUGCCAAUCCCAGGGAGUCUUCUUAUGCAUGUUACUAUGAUGAUGAAAGGCAGACUUAUCUUGGUGACUGGUACAGCGUGAAUUGGAUGGAAGAUUCAGAUAUGGAGGAUCUAAGAAAAGAAACGCUCCACAAGCAGUUUCAGCUAGUGAAGAAACGUACCAACACCAGCCAUGUGAUGCAGUAUGGAAACAAGAGUAUCUCCUCUAUGAAAGUGAUGCAGUUUCAGGGCAUGGGGAAGAAAGCUGCCCCCAUUUCACUGCCACCUGUAGAACACUACGACCUGACACCUAGUCCUGAUGUGCCUCUUGCUGUCAUGAAACGGAAGCUGAUGGCUACCAAUGACAUGUAUGAGGCUAAGAAGAUUGCUGCAGAGAUGAAAACACACCUAGAGGCUAAAGAAUUUAUCAAGGAAUCCAUGCGGAAGAUCAUUACCCUAAUAACAGGAUCAAGAGAGCAGACCAACCAAAUUCUGUCAGACAGAUUGACCAUCAGCAAUUAUGACUGCUACCAGUCAGCGGUGAACCACUUCAAAGCUCAUUGCUUCAACUGGCACUCUCCCUUGUAUGAGUAUGCCCUGAGACAGCUGUACGCCUUGGUCAACGUCUGUGAAGGAGGAUACCCCAUUGACAGAAUAAGCUUGGCCAUGGAUCAAGUGUGCCGUGGAUAUUGACAGAAACAGCAGCCUUGCAGUGCAACCCUUACUGCAAGUGGUAACUUUUCAUAACUGUAAUAAUCCAGGCUUCACAUGCAUGUACCACGAAGAGAGUCAGCCACUGUCCUGGAGCUGUGCUGGGAGCUGAGGCCACACGCAGUACAGCACUUGUCAGCGCUCUCCCCCGCAUCCCCACCUGCCACCAGCCCGGCGGUUUGGCAGAGCCUUUUUUGUCAGACCACGCGGAGCUUCAAGAUGGAUUGAUUUGUUUUGAAGUGUGAUGCUCUAAGAAUCUCUGGAUGAACACUACAAGCCACCAACAGUGAUUUGAAAUCCAUGCGAAAUUUAAACAUUGACUCAAGUUUUGGAAAACAAAGUACACUAUUGAUAAGCAUUACCUUUUUUUUUUUUUGACGAUGUUAAUGAAUUCAUUACAGUGACUAAUUUACAGUUUGAGUGAAGAAACCAAAGUUUGUUCUCUAAGCUUUAACUCCUUAACAGUUUAAAGAAGUGUAUUGCAUUCAAGAACUAUCAAAUGUUAACAGCACAGUUCAACUGUGGAUAGCAAGAACCUUUUUGGGUAGAAAGCAUUGUUUCCCAAAGAAAAACCACAAGUAUCUAAUGCUGUAAAUAGAGUGCCAGUAUGCUAUAAUUAAAUGUAUUUACACACAAACCUCAUACAGUUCAGGAAUUGUCUGUGAAUAAAAAUAAAGUUGGCAGUUUCAUCAACC